GCUCCUGGGUGUGUCGCUGUGCCACGCAUCACAACACCUCCAGCACCUCAGCUACAUCCCCGCCUCACUGCGCUCGCUCGUGAGGUUCUGGUGACGGUCAGGGCUCACACCCGACGACAGCGACCGCGACAGCUCAGGGACCCCAACGCGCAAAUGGCUGCCAACGCGACAAGCUCGCCCCUGGCGAGCAUCAAGUACGGUGCCGCCAACGUGGCGCCCCAGCUCGAAUAUGUUAUCGACUAUGUCUCCAAGGCGAGCACGUGGAGCAUUCUCGCGACUAUCCUCGCGACUCUUGUCGUCUACGAUCAGCUCGUCUACAUCUGGAACAAGGGGCCGAUUGCCGGUCCGGCUUUCAAGAUACCUUUCAUCGGGCCCUUCCUCCAGUCCGUGAACCCCAAGUUCGAGGAGUACUACGCCAAGUGGGUGAGCGGUCCUCUCAGCUGCGUCUCGGUCUUCCACAAGUUCGUGGUGAUCGCGUCGACCCGUGAUAUGGCCCGGAAGGUCUUCAACUCGCCCGCCUAUGUCAAGCCCUGCGUCGUCGAUGUCGCCCACAAGCUGCUCGGUGCCGACAACUGGGUGUUCCUCGACGGCAAGGCCCACGUUGAGUUCCGCAAGGGAUUGAACGGCCUCUUCACCCGCCGCGCCCUCGAGAUCUAUCUGCCGGGCCAGGAGGAGGUUUAUAACCGGUACUUCAAGGAGUUCGUCGAGAUCACCAAGCAGGCCGGUGGCAAGCCCGUCCCCUUCAUGACGCACUUCCGCGAGGUCAUCACGGCCGUCUCGUGCCGCACGUUUGUCGGCCACUACAUCUCGGACGACGCGGUCAAGAAGAUCGCCGACGACUACUACCUGAUCACUGCCGCGCUCGAACUGGUCAACUUCCCCAUCAUCAUCCCCUACACCAAGACGUGGUACGGAAAGAAGGCGGCCGACAUGGUGUUGGCCGAGUUCGCCCGGUGCGCUGCGAAGAGCAAGGCCCGGAUGGCUGCUGGCGGCGAGCCCAACUGCAUUAUGGACGCCUGGGUUCUCCAGAUGAUCCAGUCCAAGAGGUGGCGCGAGGCGGAGGAGAAGGGUAGCACUGAGGGGCUUGAGAAGCCGGCCCACUUGCUCCGCGACUUCACCGACUACGAGAUCUCUCAGACGGUCUUCACGUUCCUCUUUGCCUCGCAGGACGCGACGAGCAGCGCUGCCACCUGGCUCUUCCAGACCAUGGCCCAGCGCCCCGAUGUCCUGGAUCGUGUGCGCGAAGAGAACCUGAAGGUCCGCAACGGGGACAUCCACGCCCCCGUCAACAUGGACCAGCUCGAAUCCAUGGCGUACACUCGUGCCGUCGUUCGCGAGCUGCUGCGUUACCGCCCGCCCGUUCUUAUGGUCCCCUAUGUCGUCAAGAAGCCGUUCCCCAUCACCGACACGUACACCGCUCCCAAGGGAUCGAUGGUCGUUCCCACGACGUAUAUGGCUUUGCGUGACCCCGAGGUGUACGAUAGGCCUGACGAGUUCGAUCCGGAGCGCUACUACACCGGCGACGCCGAGGUCAAGGGCGCCAAGAACUACCUCGUUUUCGGUACCGGUCCUCACUACUGCCUUGGACAGCACUACGCUCAGCUCAAUCUCGCUCUCAUGAUCGGAAAGGCGUCGCUCCUGCUCGACUGGAAGCACCACCCGACCCCCAAGUCAGAGGAGAUCAAGGUGUUUGCGACCAUCUUCCCAAUGGAUGACUGCCCCCUGACGUUUGAGGAGAGGAAGUGGUAGGUGGGAAGCGGCAACACAGAAUGGACGAGCGGUGCCCCCGCGGUGGAUCUAGAGGUUAAUUGAAGGGGGAUGGUGUGCGCGGAUGAUGGGACCGCAAGGAGUCGCAUCAACGAAGGGUAACGACAUGCUUUCGUAUGGUCGGUUUGGACAGAGUUGAGGUCUGCAUGGUCAGGAGGAACGUGAUCUGGAAACCGGCCAUGCCCGGCCAACGACCUAUACCAAUUGUAAUCUUUAGUCUGUACAUAAUAACCUUGGACCGCUCAUGGUCCAAUGAGACGAUACUCGAGCGGGAUGAACAAUCUGAUCGCUCACUCUUCACAGAG
Thermothelomyces thermophilus ATCC 42464 is the source of this 2072-nucleotide messenger RNA. RefSeq names its product C-22 sterol desaturase. Gene Ontology annotation, biological process: sterol metabolic process. Gene Ontology annotation, molecular function: oxidoreductase activity, acting on paired donors, with incorporation or reduction of molecular oxygen; iron ion binding; heme binding. The record is from RefSeq and is a predicted model, not a curated record. The transcript has 5 exons. Bases 154 to 1749 code for a protein of 531 amino acids. Lineage: Eukaryota; Fungi; Ascomycota; Sordariomycetes; Sordariales; Chaetomiaceae.